AUGCCGCCACAGGGCAAUAAAUUAGAGUCAUCUAAUCAAUAUAUAAGGAACAUAUUCCUUAAAAUUUCAACAAAUUCUGGGAAUUACAAGGAAAUUAAAUCUACUUCACAGCAUCACACAACUCCAAGUAGAAAGAAAACUUUACCGAUAGUUGCUUCUGUAUUACUCCUUCUAGUAUCAUUUUUUACUUUUGCUAUAUUGGGAAAUAUGUCACUUAGUCCAUGGGGUAUUCAUUAUGGUAAUAAUACUCUUGUCACUCCAAAUUAUACCGUGGAAUCACUCACAAGAGAUGUGCAAGUAAAGAAUAUUCAUUCUCAUAACGAUUAUUGGAGAUCUGAACCAUUUUUUGAAGCUCUAACAUUUGGAGUAAUUAGUAUUGAAGCUGAUGUAUGGCACUUCCCAUCUGGAUUAGAAAUUGAAACUUAUACCGAGAGUACAAAUUCAUCUUCCAAAGAUAUAAAAUCAUUCUCCAAUGAAGAAAUAUAUGUUGGACAUUCACUGGUUUAUUUGCAACCCAAGAGAACUCUUAACAAUCUCUAUUUGGAUCCAAUUUAUAACUUAUUGAAAGAUUCGAAUCCAAAACUAACGUAUGAAAACCACUCAAGUGCCUCCUUUCAAGGAGAACCUCCAUUACAUGGGGUAUUCUAUGACUUCCCAGACCAAACUUUAUACCUUUGGUUUGACAUUAAAACUGCAAGCAAUGAUACUUAUAAUGGAUUGAAACCAUUACUUAAAAGAUUCAUUGAUAAUAAUUGGCUUACUAGCUAUGAUACUUCAACUAAGAAGUUAAGUCCUGGUCCAGUUACAAUUACUUUGACCGGUAAUCUUCCUACAGAAUUAGUUUCAAGUGAAGAAAUUCGAUAUGUUUUCCUUGAUGCACCUUUGCUCAAUUUUAAUCUGACUUCAAAUGGAAAGGCUGAUUUAAAUAGCACUGCAUUAUUAUCCCAAGUUGCUUCAGGCUCUCUUCAAUCUAUUCUUGGUGAUGAAUCAUAUAAGGAGGCACUUCGAUCUGAUUUCUCUCCAGAUCAAUUGGCAAAGAUAAAGGAUCAUGUAGACACAGCACACAAGUACAAUUUGAAAACAAGAAUUUGGGGCGGUGUGACUUGGCCAAAUUAUGUUAAAUUAGCUCAAAACAAAGGAUAUUACCUGAUCGGUGUCGAUCUACUCAAUACUGAUGAUAUCGCUCAGUUUGCAAAUUCUUUUUAA
This is a messenger RNA of [Candida] anglica, 1206 nucleotides long. The record is from the annotation of a GenBank genome assembly. NCBI's taxonomy places the organism in Eukaryota, Fungi, Ascomycota, Pichiomycetes, Serinales, Debaryomycetaceae.